Serpula lacrymans var. lacrymans S7.9 is the source of this 1146-nucleotide messenger RNA. It is a transcript of the gene mox1, whose product is annotated as monooxygenase. The record is from RefSeq and is a predicted model, not a curated record. The transcript has 3 exons. Bases 142 to 765 code for a protein of 207 amino acids. NCBI's taxonomy places the organism in Eukaryota, Fungi, Basidiomycota, Agaricomycetes, Boletales, Serpulaceae.
ACCGUUGAUGGUUUCAAUCACGGCGAACAGCAUAGUUUUUUCAUGCUGCGAUGUCGUAUGUUCCUCUUGGUAGUUAUAAUGUGGACCUGUUCUCCGUCGAAAGGCACCUAAACACACUUCACGUCCUUGCAUUUCGCAACCAUGUCAAACAUGUCUGUCCCCGUCGCACCCUCAGAGCUUAACCGCCAAAGACUCAAAGCUCUUCUCGACUUCUAUGGCGUCGAGACUGUCGAAGAACUUAAUGCUAAAGACGACCCCGAAUACUGGAAAGAGAAGCAGUGGGACUCAUGGAGGUGGAACUUGCGCGAGUGGGGUUGCUACUGUCAGACUUUCGACAUGACCCAACCAAAAGACGGAAUCUACCCUCUCAUCGACCACUACAGCGGUGUCCGAGGCUUCUCUCGUGACGAAACCGGCGAGGUUUACCACGAGAAGCGUUACCAGAAGGCUACCGGUGAAGAGCACAGGAGAUAUGCUCUUCCCAAGAGUGAGAAUCUCCUCGAUGAUGGUAUGGCGUGCCUACCAGAGGGCCCAAUGGCUGCCAACCUCCGCCUGUUCGCUUUCCCCCCUACCGGUCACGGAUCAGUUUUCGUCAAGCAGAUCAAAUGGGGUGCUCCCUUCUUCGGCGAGCUUGUCUUCCAACCCAACGACCAGAUCCGUGUCGCCGUCUUCCCCUUCUUCUCCACUCCCACCACCCCUGAUGCCAAAGGCGCCUUACUCCGUAUGUCCGUGCUAAGCCCUUCUCGAAAUCGCAGCACUGGAUGAACGACGCUGGUAGUGCAGUGAUCAAGGAGAUUGAUCUCGAAGCAGCUGCCAAAUUCGUGUUCCCUUUCCCUGGCCAGAUUGCCAAAGGAUUCGCUGUUGAGGGCCACAUUAGCAGCGGCCUCAACGCCACUGUCACCGACGGCAAGGUCUUCAGUAUGGAUGACUUGUCUGAGGGUGAAGACUCUCGCUUUUACUUGCUUCAGCAGACAAUCGUCUUGAACGUUGUCCAGCUUCCUCAGCAAGGCAAGCCCGUGGCUGCGAAAUGGCGGUUGUUGUACAGGAUAUCCAAGAGGCUUCUCGUUGGAGUGAUCACUUUCAACGGAGAGACCUUGAAGCAAGAGCCUGAGAUGCACGAGUACUCUUAUGAGUAGAGGUAUUACU